This is a messenger RNA of Centrocercus urophasianus (Greater sage-grouse), 5953 nucleotides long. RefSeq names its product peroxisome proliferator activated receptor alpha (gene PPARA). Gene Ontology annotation, molecular function: nuclear receptor activity; RNA polymerase II cis-regulatory region sequence-specific DNA binding; zinc ion binding. NCBI's taxonomy places the organism in Eukaryota, Metazoa, Chordata, Aves, Galliformes, Phasianidae. Gene Ontology annotation, cellular component: nucleus. Gene Ontology annotation, biological process: regulation of lipid metabolic process; positive regulation of transcription by RNA polymerase II; negative regulation of inflammatory response. Bases 914 to 2320 code for a protein of 468 amino acids. The record is from RefSeq and is a predicted model, not a curated record. The transcript is spliced from 10 exons.
CGGGGUGGCUCGAGUUGGAAGGGUCCGUGGUUAGGAGGACCUGGUUCCGGCGUCCCCUGCAGGGCUGUAGGACACCUGCAGACUUUCCUGUUAGCAUCUCGCAUUAAUUAUUUGGCUGAAAUUCGCGCGGUCUUCGCAGGUAGUAAAGCGGGAAACCGUAAAAAUGCUCCCUUGAUAUAUUUUGAAUCGCUGUCUUAAUGCUGAGGAUACCUGGUGGAGUGCUGGGACUGAGGGUGGCGGUGGUACAUGUGAUGUGGUCACACGCUGCUCGAAGCUAAACCAGCUUUUGCUCACUGGCAUGAGCUGCCCAGCCAGCAGCCCUGGGCUCUUAGUAGCUUUUUGUGGCAACUUUAUGGUUUUUACAUAGCACAGUGCAUAGUUUCAGUGCACGCGCAGACCUUAUCAGAGGUUUGUACAACCGCGUCAAUAGCACACCCUCUUGCUUUUCCCAUCUUUGGAAGGAGCGCUUGACAUAGGCCAAAAAAAGUACUUAUCAGUCUGCUGAUGCCCUGCAUUGACUCUCAUCCUGCACAGUCAGGUGGCUUAGAGAGUUCUGUUGUCUCGUAUAAUCCCACGUGUCCUGGCAUUUUUCUCACCUGCAGUUCAGGUGAAGAGCCACUUGCUAUCACCAAUGUGCACGUGAAAUGGAAAGGGAACAGAUUAUGGAAAGCAGCUUCUGUUUCAACCUUGCCAGAUGCUGCGUGAAGUGAAAUGACUGAUAAAACAAUUUCACAGAAGAAAUCACUGAACUUAAACCAGAAUGUGAGUGUCCAGAUGAUGCUGUGUGGAUGCAGUUUCACUAGAAGAGAGCCAUACAAAGAGGGGUGUUCUGUCCCUUGUUGAUUCUGACAGCCUUACUACAGAGAAUUUUGCUCUCAUAAAGGAGUUUAAGUGACUGCUCUACUUGACCAAAAUGGUGGACACUGAAAACCAUCUCUAUCCACUUACUCCCCUAGAGGAGGAUGAUAUAGGUAGUCCUUUAUCUGGAGAGUUUCUACAAGAUAUGGAGAACAUACAAGACAUUUCUCAGUCUCUAGGUGACGAUAGCUCUGGAGCUUUAAGUUUAACAGAGUUCCAAUCACUGGGAAAUGGUCCAGGAUCUGAUGGUUCAGUUAUAACAGACACCCUUUCACCAGCAUCCAGUCCUUCAUCCAUUAAUUUUGCCACAGCUCCAGGUAGCAUAGAUGAAUCAUCCAGUGGAGCAUUAAACAUUGAAUGUAGAAUUUGUGGGGAUAAAGCCUCAGGCUACCAUUACGGAGUACAUGCUUGUGAAGGUUGUAAGGGUUUUUUUAGGAGAACAAUCCGAUUAAAACUCAUCUAUGAUAAAUGUGAUCGCAAUUGCAAAAUUCAGAAAAAAAAUCGUAAUAAGUGCCAAUACUGUCGUUUUCAAAAGUGCCUUUCAGUUGGAAUGUCACAUAAUGCAAUACGUUUUGGACGAAUGCCGAGGUCUGAGAAGGCCAAGUUGAAAGCAGAAAUUUUAACGGGUGAAAAUUAUCUAGAAGAUUCAGAAAUGGCAGAUCUUAAAUCACUUGCCAAAAGAAUUCAUGAUGCUUACCUGAAAAACUUCAAUAUGAACAAGGUUAAAGCCAGAGUCAUCCUUGCAGGGAAAACUAACAACAAUCCACCCUUUGUUAUACAUGAUAUGGAUACCUUGUGCAUGGCAGAGAAGACACUGGUAGCAAAAUUGGUUGCCAAUGGAAUUCAGAACAAGGAAGCCGAAGUCCGAAUCUUCCACUGCUGCCAGUGUACAUCUGUAGAGACUGUCACAGAACUUACUGAAUUUGCCAAAUCUAUCCCUGGCUUCUCCAAUCUUGACUUGAAUGAUCAAGUGACGCUGUUGAAAUAUGGAGUUUAUGAAGCCAUCUUUGCCAUGUUAGCAUCUGUAAUGAACAAAGAUGGGAUGCUGGUAGCCUAUGGAAAUGGUUUUAUAACUCGAGAGUUCCUGAAAAGCCUGAGAAAGCCAUUCUGUGAUAUAAUGGAGCCAAAAUUUGAUUUUGCGAUGAAAUUCAAUGCACUGGAACUGGAUGAUAGUGAUAUAUCACUUUUUGUCGCUGCCAUCAUUUGCUGUGGAGAUCGUCCUGGUCUCGUAAACGUAGGACACAUUGAAAAAAUGCAGGAGAGCAUUGUGCAUGUACUGAAACUGCACUUGCAGACCAACCAUCCUGAUGACAUCUUCCUCUUCCCGAAACUUCUCCAAAAAAUGGCGGACCUGCGGCAGCUUGUCACAGAGCACGCUCAACUUGUGCAGAUAAUCAAGAAGACUGAAUCUGAUGCACAUUUACACCCUUUACUGCAGGAAAUCUACAGGGAUAUGUAUUAAGGAUUUUUAGUAUUUUUUCCGCGAUGUUUAAAGACAACAGCAAUAUUAAUAAUAGAUGGGAGCAAAAUCACUUGCUAUCAGCUGUUCACUCAGUUCGGAGCGUGAAAAACGUAAAAGCUAAGUAACUGGAGUGCUACAGGUCUUUUGUUUGAGUUCUUCUGUCUUCAUUCGAAUGAGUUCUGCAGAAAAAUACUGAUCGUAAUGUUCAUGAAGCGCCUUAAAGCAGUUCUUUUAUUUGGAAAUCUGAAGAUUGCUAAAGAACAUAUAUUUGUAUAAUAAAUCAGAAUGUUAAGUAACAGAAAUGAGGAGGAAAAAAAGAAAAAAAAAAAAGUAUUUCCUCUUGGCUUAGUCAUUUUAGAGUUACAAUAACAAAUUCAGCAGAUUCCUCCAGCUACAAGCACCGUCAUAAAGGUGACACAUUCUUGGCUAAUGGAAAUACUGAAGGACAAGUAUUAUUUUUCGUUAGAGGCAAUCAGUCUAGAUUUAUCAAAUGAUUGGGUAUUACUGUACAUACAUAUAUACAAAAUUUGAAAGACCUUUCUUGUGCCAUUGCUUGAAAUCCAUGAAGCACACUACAGCUGCACAUAGCAUGGCAUUGGUGUACUUUACAAUUAGUGCACUGAAAAGACAAUACUUUCAAUAAAUGAAAUAAAAUCCCAAGCAUUAAAAUAAACAAUACAGCAGAUAGUACUAUUCAGGUUUUUCUGGAAGAGUAAAAGUGCUAAGUCAUGGAACUGUUGUUUGGAAAGGAAAGGAAAUGCAAAAAUCUCCCUGAGGAAAAACUUGUCUAACCAUGUGUAGCUUGGAAAACUUACAAUAGCUCAAGAUGCAGUCAGUUUUGACUUAAGAAUACAACUUUGAAUCAGCCAGAGUUCUGGACAGACAGAAAAAUCUGAUCGAGGGGGGAGAGUGGGGGAAGAAUUUCAACUGUACAGCAUUCUAGUGCAAUGAUAACUUACUCUGAAGAAAUGAUUACAUAGGAAAGGUACUUUCUUCCUGUAUCUUGGCAGUAUGGAGUUAAUUGAACUUGUUUACUUUUCUGAUGAGUACUUUUUUUUUUUUUUUUUUUUUUUUUCCAAUUCUUCACUCAUAUAUUUCUAAUCUUUGAUAGACGUUGCCUAUAGAAGUAAUAGCUGGAUUAUUUUACCAAAUUUUCUCCUUCUCAUUAGAGCCAUAGUAGAUAAAGUGGCAAGAAAAUAGAGCUUGUCAAUUGUCUGAUGUUAUGAAAGAGAGUACAACUGAGAGUAAGUUUAUCAUAUACCCGAGUGUUUUACGAUAGAACUUACUCUUGAUUAAAAAUAAGCUACAAGGAAACUGCUUGCCUCUGGCAUUUUGCAGGGUCCCUUAUUGAGAUUAAUGCACAAAAUGUGAAAGCAAGUGCUAGUUGCAUACAAGGCACUGUGCUAGUUUUUUUUCUUGACAUUUUUUAAUCUGAUAAUUUCAGUUUGUUAUUUCUGUAUUUUACUAUCUGUUUCAUAGCAAAGGCUUCAGGAGCCAGUCUUAACAUUUUUGCAACCAGUUAAGCUUUCAGUGCCACAGGAUGACAAGUUUUCCUUGUUUUAUUGUAGCUUGUUUGGAAACAUUAGGAUCUUAAACAUUCUCUGAAUUAAUUAAGAUGGAUGAAGUGAGAACAUCAUGUAUUGGUGCUUAUUUGGUUACAUUUGUUUUUGCACAAGCCCACUGGCAUGGCUAGGCACUGAAUAAAUUACUGGUUUAACAGCAAUUUGGUAUUUACCUAGAUGAUGGCCAUUAGCAGAAGUUUUAGUGCGAAAUACUAAAGCAUCAGCCUCAAAUUUGGUGACCUUCUAAGGCAAGAUAGAAGAAUUAGGUCCACAUGCGCAGAACUUCCUCCUCUGCAUUCCCUGUCAGUUACCUUCUUCUCCCCACAGCUGGGAUGAAUAAGCAUUAUGUUACAGCUCCUUCGAACACUUCAGUAAGGGAAGAUUGUUGGUUUUACUGGGAAACAGUGGAUGAGAAAUGGGUUGUCUUGUGUCUUGCAACAGUAAGUACUGUGCCCUCAGAAAUAACAGGAAGGUUUUAUCAGUAAUGCUGCUUAAUUCUUCAAGUCAGCCUUGUCUCUCAAGGAAACGGUGGCUUUUGGGUAUAAGAUAGUCAGCACUGAGGUAUUUGAUAAGCAAUAUUGCUUAGUUAAGGAAGUAGCCAAAAUCUCACAAUGGCAUAUUAGCAAUCUGUAAACAUUGCAUCCAUCCAUAGGAAGUGCGCAGUGCUUAGCGGCGUGCAGCUGAUGGUGGUGGAAAUUCUAACGGUGAAAACUCUAACAGCCAACUGGCUCAAGUUUGUCUUCUGAAGAAGAGCGUAAGCUGCAUUUUCCCCCAAAGCACAGUCAUGUGCAAAGUGCAAAUUUGAAAGUUCUCUUCCAUUACUUGCAUGUACUGAAGUUUCUCAGAAAACAAACAAACAAACGAAAAGACAAAAUCACUGUGGAGAAAACGUAUUUUCUCCGUUAUUGUUUCCAAAAAUGGCUAAUACACUCAACUGGAACUGAAAAGUUUCAUUAUAAAUACUUAAAUUUGGCAAAAUUAUAAAGAAUUUAAAACAGCUUUGUAUCUAUAUUAGAAGCCUCUUUGUAACAGGAUCCCAUUACUUUAGGAAAUUAGGAAAGUGCGUUAUUUGCAUUUUUUUUCUCACUUCAGGUGCGUUUUUUCUUAAUAACAAAAGAAAAUGCAAGCAUUUUUUUGAAUAAUCCCUUUGGACACCAGCAUUCAAUUUCUAUUUUAAAUUAAAUUGCAGGCCUUUAAAUGUAUGGCAAGAAUACAUCUGUGAGUUACAGAAGUAUAAACAAGAUGAUAAUGUAGCUGAAAAUUCCGCAUAAAUUCCACCGUCUACAGGUUUGCACUGUGCAUGUACCCACAGACUCCUUCUGUGGAGAUAUUCAGGACUUACCUGGACACUUUUCUAUGCAGCCUCCUGUAGUGAACCUGCUUUCGCAGAGGAGGUUGGACUCUGAUCUCCAGAGGUCUCAUCCAACCCCAGUGAUUCUGCAAUUCUGUGCGUUUCUCAAAGAAUGAAACAGAGCAGACAGUUCACUUGCGUAAGUGUGCAAAAGGAAGUUCUUAAUUUAAACCUUCUGCUUCUAAAAAGUUACGUCAGAGACUUGUGUGGAUGACUAAAGUAGAUAUUUGCCAAUUAGAUGUCAAAAGUACUCAAUUUACAUUCAUUUUCAAGAAGUUUGGAGUCUGACAAGUUUUAAGUAUAUUACUGAGGAGCUUUCAGCAUCUCCACAUCAUAGAGAUCAUUUAAUAUUUUAAAAUGUUCAAUCUAUGGAGGGAAAUGAAGUUAGCUGAUUUCAGGAUAAAGAUUUAUUAAAGGCUUAUUAAUUUGCUAUGAAUAGUUUUGAUCUGAUUCUUAUCUACGCUAGCUUAUUUUAAUGUAAUAGCAUUGAAGACUCCUGGUUAGGGACCAGGAGUGCCUAACUGUGGGAAUGAGCUUACAACCAGAGGCAGCAGGUAGAUAGGGAUCCUAAGGAGCAAUGGUGCAAUUUAGGAUUUCAAUAAACCUACCACCUAUUCACUUUGGAGGGUCUUUUUGUUUCUUAGUUUUUGAUUUAUUGGUAAGCCUUAGGUACUUUAAUGGCAGGGAAAAGAAAAAGCAAAAAAAAAAAAGGGGUUGUUU